AUGGGCUCUCGUCAUGAUGCCUCAUCUAAUGCGGUGCGGAAGCGGAUCGAGAAUCAUGACUUCAGCAAUGAGACCGGCGAGGAGUAUGAAGCCUCCAGCUUCGGCGGCUUUUCUGAUUAUAUGCGCCGAAAGAAGAUCAAACUUCAGAAUUUAGACGCAGAAAUCCGAUCGACAUCCGGUGACUGUCCACCUAUCUUCCGCGGAGUCGUUGCACAUGUUAAUGGCUACACCCAACCCUCCCUCCAAGAUCUCCACCGUCUAAUUGUCAGUCAUGGCGGUGGCUUCCUGCAAUACCUAGAUAGUAAGACCAUUGCUACGCAUAUAAUCGCCAGCUCGUUGACCCCGAAGAAACGAGAAGAGUUUCGACGGUACCGCAUCGUGAAACCUGCUUGGGUAACCGACAGCAUUGAGGCUGGCCGUUUACUUCCUUGGGAUAAAUAUCGUGUGGUAGACGAGGGCCAUGCUCAAAAAAUCUUAAAUUUCGGUGAUAGUCGAUUUGGCAUUCAGACUAACACCCCCCAGUCGAGCUAUAAAGAUCAAUCCAGAAGGAGCUGGUACAACACACAAUUACAGUCGAUGGGUUCAGCUGGGAUGUCAGAAACUCCACCUAAGCCACCACGGCCAUCUCCAAAGCUCCCAAGUCAGUCCUCACAGUCCGACUAUGGCGAUUUCCCAAGCUUCACUGCUCCCGACGAUGACAACCCCAGUUCUCCCGCCAAGGAGCUACAAGAUUCAACCACCACGCCUGAGAAACCGAUGGCUAUAGACACCCCUGAUGAUACACCCCGGACUGCUCCUGAAAGACAACAGCAAGUUUUGGAGUCAUCUGCGGCGGCGAACAAACACAGUCCUUCAUUGGGCCCCCAGAUGACCUCCGAGGAAUAUAACGCACAGCUCCUCACCGACCCUCGAAUGCGAAAUUCAAGCUUUGCCAAUCCUGAUUUCAUCCAACAAUAUUAUCGAGAGUCUAGACUUCAUCAUCUGUCAACCUGGAAAGCUGAGUUAAAAUCCCAGCUUCAAGCAGCAACCAGGGAGAAAGCACAAUCGCAACCUCCUCCAAAAAAAGCUGCACCUGGAUCAAGACGAUAUAUCCUUCAUGUUGAUUUUGAUUCAUUCUUUGCCGCAGUUUCGAUCCUCAAACGACCAGAUCUUAGAGAGAAGCCGGUAGCCAUUGCACAUGGUUCGGGUCCUGGUUCUGAGAUCGCUAGCUGCAAUUAUGUCGCGCGGGGUCACGGUGUGAGAAACGGCAUGUGGAUGAAAGGCGCUCUGCAAGCGUGCCCUGAACUUCAGGUUUUGCCUUACGACUUUCCCGCAUACGAGGAUGCGAGUCGCAAGUUCUACAGCUCGGUCCUUGCUAUUGAUGGCAUUGUUCAAAGCGUGAGCAUCGACGAAGCCCUCAUUGAUAUUACAAAUCAAUGUUUGGAGGCAGGGGGCUCGAACAAUCAGGACAUAUCAGAAGAGUCUAUCGAUCGUGAGCAUGCAUCAGCGGACGUAAUUGCUCAAAACUUGCGGGAUUCGGUCAAGGAAAAGACAGAAUGCGCUGUUUCAGUUGGAAUCGGAGGCAACAUUUUAUUAGCCAAAGUGGCGCUGAGAAAAGCAAAGCCGGCAGGACAAUUCCAUCUAAAGCCGGAUGCCGUCCUAGACUUUAUUGGAGAACUGACCAUAAGAGAUCUUCCGGGCUUUGGAUCUAGCCUUGGAAGUAAGAUGGAGGAGCUUGGGGUUAAACUUGUCAAGGAUGUUCGCGACAUUCCUAGGGAGAGAUUGGUCUCCAGUUUAGGGCAAAAGACCGGACUGAAGAUAUGGGAAUAUGCUCGGGGUAUCGACAUGGCCGAGGUCGGCAACGAGGUACAGCGAAAAUCAGUUUCAGCUGAGGUCAAUUGGGGCAUCCGAUUCGUCAACCAGGAACAGGCGGAGGAUUUCGUCAGUUCUCUUUGCAAAGAACUUCACGGCAGACUUGUUGAAAAUCUGGUCAGGGGCAAACAACUUACGCUAAAGGUCAUGCGGAGAUCAAUGGAUGCCCCCCUCGAGUCCACAAAACACCUUGGCCACGGCAAGUGUGAUACGUUCAACAAAAGCGUCGUCAUUGGCGUGGCCACCAAUGCGUCCGACAUUCUAGGCAAACAGGCCAUCUCCAUGUUGCGAAGCUUCAACUUCUCCCCGGGGGAUCUUAGAGGCCUAGGCGUGCAAAUGACCAAACUAGAGCCGAUCAAGGCUGGGCCCACUACGAACCUUGAAAGUAGCCAGCGACAGCUCAAUUUCCAGACAUCCCCAGUGCGCAAGAAGCCAGUGGUGAAUGCGGACCCUGAUGAAUUGGACAGUCCCCAGAAGGGUGAUUCUGCCAGGAUCCAGGUCGAUCCAGUCCUCAGCAACAGUGCGCAUAAACCAAUGAACAUGUCAGGGUCUCAAUUCAUCAUGCCCACGCAGGCAGAUCCUCAGAUUCUCUCAGAACUACCUGGUGAUAUCAGAUCAAGGCUUGUGGCACAGGCAAAACCCCGACAAGACUCACGCUCUGGGUCUCCAUGUCCAGCUUCCCGUUCGCGAGAGACUGUCAAUACCGAUCUGCCUCCUCAGUCCCAGUUGGAUCCAGAGAUUUUGGCUGCAUUGCCCGAUGAUGUUCGAAAUGAAGUCCUGGGUUACUACAGUGUACCACCCACUACAUCCACCCCCCUGGUACCACCUCCACUACCAGCGGCAUCUAUACCACGACCCGCAUCUGCUGGUGGACUCAAACUAAGAAGGCCAACAUCCCCGCCUAAGAAGAGGCGUGGUCGACCUCCGAAAUCCGCGUCAGCUGUCAACAGCCAUUUAAGGCAGUCAAGCUUUGCAUUACCCCGAGCGGUAGCUGUUACAGCAUCAACAAGUCAAACAACAUCUCGGCAGCCUUCUCCUGCUGUCCAAGAACAGCCCGAAGCCUCAGCCGAAUUUCUCGCCGCACUUCCUGAAGACAUCCGACGAGAAAUUCUCGAGGAACAGAAGCGAGCACAAAUGGCCCAGAUUCCCCAUGUCUCCGCUGCGGCGUCAGCCAGGCCUCCCUCCCAACCACAAGCACCGGCCGCCCCCGCCCCUGUUCAAGUUGAGAAGGUGUUGCAUCUACCUCCUCUUCCCGAACGACCAGUCUUCACAUCGCAGCGUCUAUCUGCUUUGCCAGAUCUGCGAGAUGCAGUCGGGGCAUGGCAUUCGGCCUUUGCAACCGAUGGGCCCUACGAGGAAGAUGCCCAGGCCUUAUGCACGUACCUACGGUGCGUCAUUGCCGAGGAAAAGGAUAUCGACAAGGCUGUUUCUGUAGUACGCUGGCUGAUGUGGCUCGUUGGCGAGCAUGCCUCUCCGGGAGAUUUGGUUGAGAAACAACCCCCUCGCUCUGCACAGAGCGAUGUCUUGACUUGGGCCGAUGCAAUUCACGUAAUGCAGGGUUCUUUACAGCGGGCUCUGGGUGAGAGAGGGUUGCCACCUGUGGAAUUUGAAUAG
Molecule: messenger RNA, 3465 nt
Organism: Penicillium manginii
Lineage: Eukaryota; Fungi; Ascomycota; Eurotiomycetes; Eurotiales; Aspergillaceae
Product: putative DNA damage repair protein Mus42
Exons: 2
Coding region: 1-3465 (1154 amino acids)
Biological process (GO): error-prone translesion synthesis; error-free translesion synthesis
Cellular component (GO): nucleus
Molecular function (GO): damaged DNA binding; DNA-directed DNA polymerase activity; deoxycytidyl transferase activity
Source: RefSeq, a predicted model, not a curated record